This is a messenger RNA of Linum tenue, 1871 nucleotides long. The record is from the annotation of a GenBank genome assembly. NCBI's taxonomy places the organism in Eukaryota, Viridiplantae, Streptophyta, Magnoliopsida, Malpighiales, Linaceae.
UGAAUGAAACGUAAUAUUCUCAGUUCCUAUCUCCUGUGUUUUCAUUAAAUUGGAAAAUCAUUUCAAUUCUGCGCUUUUUCCGUUCCAGAAGGAAAAGUCCAUUCCGCAAACUAAUUGCCGCCUGUUUCAAUACAAAAACUCGAACUCUCUCUUCCGUUCCGCUCCUCUCGCCUUUUUCCCUCCAACUGCCAACAAAACCCUUCUUCGCGCCUCCCUCCCCUCCCUUUCUCUCACUCUCUCAAUUCAAUGGCCAUGGCGACCAACUCCGCUCAAGAUCCGACGCGUUCAGCUCCGCCGUCUCCCUUCCACUUCCAGCUCCUCCAUUCCCAUCCUCACCUCCACACUCCGAAUCAAAACGUCGCCACCGCCUCUCCUUUCCCUCCUUCUCCCAAUCGAAUCUUCGCCUCCCCUCUCCCUUCCGCCGACGCCGGCGGCGGCAUCGCUCGCCACUGCAGCAGCCUUCUCGCUCCUCCCCCGACGGCAGCAACGAUUCUCCACUCGCCUAAUUCGCAUUCUGCUCUCUCCUUUAUCACUAACCACACGAGUGAGGAUGGUAAUUACAAGGUUCAAAAUGGAGGAGGAGUGGUGAAAGUCCCUAAUUGCUUCAGUCCAGUCAAGGGGAAGCAGCAUAACAAGGUGAAGGUCACAAAACAAAGCAAGUUGGCUGGGAAAAAGUCUAACCCUGAGUCUGUUGAUGGUCAGAGCCCAACCAGUGGUUGCAGAUACGACAGCUCUUUGGGGCUGUUAACGAAGAAGUUCGUGAAGUUAAUCCAGGAGGCCAAAGAUGGCACCCUUGAUCUCAACAAGACAGCAGAAGUUCUGCAGGUUCAGAAGAGAAGGAUAUAUGAUAUCACAAAUGUUCUGGAAGGAAUAGGGUUGAUAGAGAAAACUUCUAAAAACCAUAUACGGUGGAGGGAUUCUUCUGAUUGUUCUGGGACAAAGGAGUUUGAUUGUGAUGUCAAUAGAUUAAAGGCUGAAGUUGAUAGUCUUCAUUCUGAAGAAUGCAGUCUUGAUGAAGCUAUAAGGGAAAGGGAAGAAAGCUUAAGGCGCCUACAAGCGGAGAAAAGCAAUCAAAAGUAUCUCUUUCUGACAGAGGAGGAUAUUAUCAGCAUUCCCCAAUUCCAGAAUAGCACAUUGAUGACAAUCAAGGCCCCUCCUGCUAGUAAUCUCGAAGUUCCUGAUCCUGAUGGUGACCAGGACUUGGGCUCCCGCCAACACAGAAUGAUCAUUAGGAGUGUCACAGGACCAAUCGAAUUGUAUCUCCUGAGCAAGUAUAAUCACCAAGCGACGGAUGUGGUGGAAAUGGACACCUGUGACGAUGCUAGACAUAGUUGCAGCAAUUCACCAAAGGACUCUCCUUCUUCUGCAUCUUACACGCCUGGGGUUCAGAGGAUGGUACCUUCUUACAAUGAUAACUACGAUGACUACUGGCUGCAAUCGAAUAAUGAAGUGGGUCUCUCUCGAUUAUGGCGUGACUGAGUACUCAAAUGUAACCGUGCUAGAGUAUUGCAUCAUGUUACGACUUGUAUCUGGUAAUAUCCCAUGAUGAAGAGUCUGAUCUAGGUAUGAAUUAUCAGCAGUGCAGCAAUAUCUGAGGUGAUUCUUUUAUAGUUUUAGAUCCUGGUGGGGGAAACUAAGUGUAGAUAAUUAGCUUAUCCAGGGCUGAUCGCAGGGCUUACCAAAUAACAACCCUAUAUCAAGAUUAAGGGUUCGUAGUGAGAUUCGUUCAAGUAUUGGGCCAUAUAGUAAAUUUCUUAUUGUUGCAUUUCCAAUAACAAAAAGGAUGUAACUUUGUUACCAAAAAAAAAGCUCCUUUUUAUCACAGUUCGGUGGUUGAUUCAACUAGAUCUUUGUUCAAGAUCACAGAAAUA